AUGUGCGAGAGAGACCGCGGCCACCGCGACGCGGACGUGACGCCGAGCUGCUACGAGCUGGACAAGAUCCUCAACCGGGGCUGCGCGGCGUACGCGCCGUACGACCAGGUGUGGCCUCAAGUCUACAUCGGCGACGAGGCGACGGCCAAGGACAAGUUGAAACUGAAGAAGCUGGGAAUUACGCACAUCCUGAACGCCGCAGAGGGCACGUGGAACAACGUGGACACCGGCCCCGGUUACUACGGCGACAUGGCCGUGACGUACCACGGCGUGGUGGCGUCGGACAAGCCGUCGUUUGACCUCAGCCAAUACUUUUUUACCGCCGCCCGCUUCAUCCGAACGGCGCUGGCCGACCCGCACAACAGACUGCUGGUGCACUGCGUGAUGGGCAGGAGCCGCUCGGCCACGCUGUUCCUGGCCUACCUGAUGAUCGGCGAGGGCAUGACGCUGGCCGACGCCGCGGCGCACGUGAAGACGCGCCGGAGGAUCCUGCCCAACUGGGGCUUCCUCAAGCAGCUGAGGGAGCUGGACGAGCAGCUCCUGGACCAAAGGCGGGACGGCUCGGUCCGCACGACGCCUACGGGGGGGGGGGGAACUAAAGAACAACCCGAGCGUGUCAAUCAUCAUUGA
This is a messenger RNA of Phyllopteryx taeniolatus (common seadragon), 630 nucleotides long. RefSeq names its product dual specificity phosphatase 29-like. Gene Ontology annotation, cellular component: cytoplasm. Gene Ontology annotation, biological process: protein dephosphorylation; negative regulation of MAPK cascade. The transcript has 3 exons. Gene Ontology annotation, molecular function: MAP kinase phosphatase activity; protein tyrosine/serine/threonine phosphatase activity. The record is from RefSeq and is a predicted model, not a curated record. Lineage: Eukaryota; Metazoa; Chordata; Actinopteri; Syngnathiformes; Syngnathidae. Bases 1 to 630 code for a protein of 209 amino acids.